This is a messenger RNA of Stylophora pistillata, 4937 nucleotides long. Its product is annotated as protein dispatched homolog 1-like. Gene Ontology annotation, molecular function: transmembrane transporter activity. Gene Ontology annotation, biological process: smoothened signaling pathway. The record is from RefSeq and is a predicted model, not a curated record. Gene Ontology annotation, cellular component: membrane. Lineage: Eukaryota; Metazoa; Cnidaria; Anthozoa; Scleractinia; Pocilloporidae.
ACCCGGAAACACAGGAGACGAUCGGUGGGCAUUCUUCGGAUUUUAAUUUUAAUACGACGCUUGUAAGAGAAUGGUCAAGGUUGUAGCCACCUGUUCUUCAAAUUCAAGACCCAGGUUUACAAAGCAUGAUGCCUUAGCACUGUGCCUGGCCCUGCUCAUUCCAGCCACUGUUAUUAUCCUUAUUUUGGUGUCAGUUUUUCCAUCCCUGGGAGGCCCUCCAUUGCCUGACUUUAGUGACCCAAUAAAGGGUUUUGAACCAAGGGGUACAAAACUCAGUAACAAGAUGGUGGCAAUUAAAAAAUUUUAUGACUUCCCUCGGGUUUGGUCAUAUCAACCUCCCCAGUCACAAACUGGAGGCCAGCAGAACAAUGUCUUGUCAUCUCUAAAGCGAAAGCGUCGAUCAUCUCAAAACACACUUGAACGUCCACUGUCAUCAGAUCUGCAUGUAAGAAUGAUGUUUGUUUUUGAGGCAUCAGGUGGCAAUGAAAAUUUGUUUGUAGCAGGCAAGCUCAAAGAUGCUUGUGCAAUAGAGAAUUCUAUUUUGAGUGCCAGCUCCUUAUAUGUGCAAGACUGCCUCGGAAUUUCUGAUGGAAUGACAUAUCAGUGUUACUCAAGCUUUUCUCUUGGAAACUAUAUUGCUCUGCUUAAUAACCGCACAAAAUGCCAAGACAUAACUGAUCAGGAUGUUUCUUAUGUUAAGAAUUUGUUGCUUCGAUGCCACCCUUACUUUGUAAAACAAACCCUGAAGGAGAACUGUGCUUCUUCCAGCUGUGAGGGUGUUCCAGCCAAUUGCACCAAAUACAACGCAGUGUACAAUAUUUUCCAGUAUCUAACAGACAAUGAGAUGAGUCCAUCCAAUGAUAUGUUUCUGAAAUAUACAUCAUCUAUCCCACCAGUGUCUGGUGAGGACUUAUCUGAGGAGGACUUAUAUGAUGAGUUGUUUGGGCAGUUAAAAGAUAGUGUCCCUGGAAGAGAAGGGAUAAAACUGGCUUCUUUUUAUUUUAUGGGUUACAAGUUUGAUCUUUUUCGUAUUAAACUUCUCACUGAGGUCAUCUACCCUGCUCUGGCUAUGAUAUUUGUUUUCCUUAUCAUGUGGUUUUUCUUGGGUUCUUUCAUUCUCACUUUCACUGGCCUUUUUUGCAUUAUUUAUGCAAUUGGUCUUUCAUAUUGUCUUUACACAAUGGUAUUCAAAAUAGACUUCUUUCCUUUUCUGAAUGUUACUACGCUGGUGUUUUUGGUGGGCAUUGGAGCCGAUGAUGCGUUUGUGUACUAUGACAUAUGGAGACAGACAUGUGCUGCUAAUCCUCAUGCAAACAUCAUGCAGGUGACAUUGAAAACUCUGCUUUACGCUGCCCUCUCCAUGCUUGUCACAAGCUUGACAACAGCAUCAGCAUUUUUCGCUGGAGUAUCUUCCUCCAUUACUGCCAUUAGGUUGUUUGGACUGUUUGCUGGAACAUCCAUUUUUACAAAUUACCUGCUGAUGAUAACAUAUUUCCCAGCUGUUGUUGCUUUGCACGAGAAGUGGGUGUUGAAGUACACAGCAGGACAUUAAAACUUGGAGGUGGUGCGAGAGACGGUUCAGUCACUUCAGAUUACUGCACCUGUAGCACAAGUCAAGUCAGAAAGCAACAUCAUAAUUCCUGAAGUAAACAGUCCCAUCAAUCGAAAUGAGAGAAACAUUUGUUUUCUGCAAGUCAUUGACUUUCCAUGUUCUUUGUUAAUAUCAGCCACAAGGUUUUUCAAAACAGCCAGUUCAAAGGUGUUUGAAGAUUGUUUACCCAAAGUGGUGAUCAAGUUACGUUAUUUAUGGAUUGCCCUUUUUGUGUGUCUUACAGCUGGUUUUCUGUGUGUUACUUUUGUUAAACCAGGUCUGCAGCUACCAAAUACAAGAAACUUCCAAGUGUUUGCUUCAUCACAUCCACUUGAAAAUUAUCACUUAAACUAAAAAAGCUACUUUAGAUUUGCCAGUUCACAGCAGAAUAGUGGCAUGUGGCUAGAACUCUUCUGGGGAAUAAAACCGGAAGAUAAUGGAAAUCAUCUUAACCCGGAUGACUACGGAACCCUUCAACUGGAUGAAAGCUUCGAUAAAUCAAGUCUGUUCAGUUCUGCUGGUCAAAAGUUCCUUCGUUCCUUAUGUGAGUCCAUUGAAGACCAACCAUUUUUUGCCGCUUUCCCUUUCUUUGAUAUGUGCCCUAUAGAAGUAUCCAUUAAAACUUGUACCUCACCAGGAACGGCAUGUUGUGGGGUCAAUGCUUCUUUUCCAUUUCCAGCCGAUACUGCAGAGGACUGUUUGAGACUGGCUUCAUUCUUGCGCAACACAGGUGUUUUGUUUGACCAACAGGGGAAAAUGGUUGGUUUUCAUUUCCUAAUAAUCUCAGAUCAAUCAUUUACCACCAGCUUUACUGCUAUGGAUGACUUCUGGAAGAGCGUGACAUCUUGGUUUGACAAAGAAAUGGCUAAAGCUCCAACAGGAUUGGAUAAGGGUUGGGUUGGAUGCAGGAAUCUAGACCUCUAUGCUCUUCAGAUGGGACUGUCGGAAGGCACGUACUCUUCAUUGGGAAUCUCUGUUGCUGUAUCAUUUGGAGUCAUGCUGCUUACAACCCUCAACAUCUUCAUCAGCAUCUAUGCAAUCAUCACCAUCAUUGGAAUUAUUUCCAUAACCAUUGGGUGUCUUGUGCUGGCCGGCUGGCAGUUGAAUAUCUUGGAGUCUAUUGUGGUGUCAGUGGCAGCGGGUCUGUCUAUUGACUUCACAAUGCAUUAUGGGGUGGCUUACAGACUUGCACCAGACAAAAGUCAGAGAGAUACCAGAGUGCGUUACUCUCUGAAGCACAUUGGAUCAGCCAUCACGAUGGCUGCUCUUACAACAUUCUUAACAGGUUUGAUGAUGAUGCAAGCCUCUGUCUUGGUGUACUUUCAGCUGGGACAAUUCUUGAUGUUAGUUAUGGUCUUCAGUUGGCUUUUUUCAACUUUUGGCUUCUUGUCCAUAUGCUCUGUGAUUGGUCCAAAGGAUGAUUUUGGACAGUUGAACUGUUGUUCUUCUUGUAAAAAUGAACCUGAGGAAGAGACGGGCAAUCUGGCCAUUCCUGAUUUGGAUAAAAGUCCUCAUGAUCAAAAUAACAAAGGUAUCACUACGACCCCACUGUGAAGAGUGCACCAAGGCUACAGUACACUUUAGUUACUAUCUGCUGGAAAGGUGUUUUGAGGCAGUUUCAUCUUAGAGAGCUGAGUUGUGCCAUAAAGUAAAUAUGAGCAGAUCUUGCUACCAAACACACAUGUCAGAGAUCUGCUUGUUGUACAAAAUGCUCCGUACCAUCAUGCAAGAGUUCCUAUCAUCAAAUCUGCUUUCAUGACAGUAAUAUAAAUGUUCCAAUGUGUGUUGUCAUGAAGAAUCUCUAUAGAUGCCAUAAUUUUAGAGAGUACUGGUCUGGUAAAUUCAUAUUUAACAUAAAGUGUAAACUGGCAGGUUAUGCUAUAUGUUACCCUUUCAUUUCCAUGAGUGGUCAAAAAGGAAUUUCUCUUUGUAAAAUCCAUACAUAUUCAAGCAGAAGACUUACAAGUAGAGAGAGGUAUACAAGCAAGGAAUUUUUUAUUCUGGGGACAGUUUUAUAAUGUUAGGUUAGGUUGGUAAUUGGUGACUUAAAAAAUAGUUGACAUUGGAGUAAUUUCCUUUGUCCUGGUCUUGGAAUCCAGCACUGUCAAUCUUGGUUUAAGAAACGUAGAGAUUGAUUGAGAAUUUUUCCAUGGGUACUGUAUAAAAUCUUAUUUUUUUUUAUCAGAACCAUCCAGUAAAUGGUGUCUUUGGUGCAGCCCUUGAAAGCUGUUUAAUAUUAUACCCUUUUAGCAAGGAGUAGCCUUAAGAUUAGGUAUAAAAUAUUAUCUUUUGAACAUUAGACAUAUUUCUUGUUUUGCAUAUUUAUAUAUUCUUAAGUUAUCUCAAAGUUCUGUACAGUGUCAUUGCUUGACUUAUUGUAUAAGAGGAUCAGUUAGAUUGCUGUCGAAACACAUUUUUUAAUGAAAUGUAUGGAUUCUAAACCUUAAAGCAACAAAAAAAAAAUGCAGAUCAUAAUUGUUUUACCUUCAUAAUCCACAGUUCAUUUAGUAAAUUGUUAAGCAAAGCAAGGUGAUAAGGAUUGGGGUACAAAUGAAAAAUUAUCAGUUAAUUCAGCUUGAUUGCAGGCCAAAAUUUUUUAUUGCAAGGUUUCCUUGCAUAACUAUUGAUAAUUUUGAUGUUAAUGACUUAUAUUAAAUUUCUAAUAAUUGAUGAAAUUACAAAAUAUCAGCAUUUAGUGAUCAUUAAUUAUAGGUUGAUAAAAAUCAUGCCUAUUUUUUUAAAUGAACACUCCUUGAUUGCUUUUGUUAAUUGAUCUAUAAACAUCGAUUAAGGUGGAUUAAACAUCCAUUUUUGAAGAUCAGUGAUUUCAUGAAAUAACUAUGCCAGGUUAAUAGGUGUUAACAGACUAAAGAGAUAGUGCUGAUUAUUCAAUUAAUACAGCUUACUGCAAGUCUAUUAUAUAAAGGUCGCUUAUUCUAUUCAGUUAAGCUUUUUCUCUAUUCUUUUUUGUAUAAAAAUAUUGAGAUAAUAUUUAUCAUAAUUUACCAACAGAUAAAGAAAUUUGACUUGGGAAAGAUAUCCUUAUGGAUUUUGCUGACCAUUUUCUAUAUAAUUUUUUCUUGGAAUUUAAAUGGAAGUGAGAGUAAAGAGUGAUUCAUGUGCAGUGUAAAUAUUUCAAUUCAUUUUUUAAAAUUAAUUUUUAAGGCUGUAUGGAUAGAAAAGAAAAGGUUGUGGAAAAGAUAUUUGAAGAAUUUGGGGCACAAUGUUAACAGUUGCUCUCUUGCUCUGUGACGUUAUUCAUAGAUUUGAAUCAGGAAGACAGUCUUCAAUUUUUCACAUUAAGGUGUGUGCCAACUGUGCUGAAAUAAAUAUUUACCUCACUAGA